Messenger RNA from Xenopus laevis (African clawed frog), 3571 nucleotides. RefSeq names its product 1-acylglycerol-3-phosphate O-acyltransferase 1 L homeolog (gene agpat1.L). The record is from RefSeq and is a predicted model, not a curated record. Gene Ontology annotation, molecular function: acyltransferase activity; 1-acylglycerol-3-phosphate O-acyltransferase activity. Gene Ontology annotation, cellular component: membrane; endoplasmic reticulum. The coding region runs from base 708 to 1586 and encodes 292 amino acids. Gene Ontology annotation, biological process: phosphatidic acid biosynthetic process; phospholipid biosynthetic process. The transcript has 9 exons. NCBI's taxonomy places the organism in Eukaryota, Metazoa, Chordata, Amphibia, Anura, Pipidae.
CCCUCUCUAUCUGGAGAUUGAAGGGGGCAUCUUACAGCUUCCUCUAUUUCCCCCUCUCCCCCUCUCCAACAAACUGCAUUUUUCGUUUAAUCCUUUUUAGAUUGUGCCCCCCUCCUUCCUGUACUGUGUUCUGCCUAACCAGUCCUGAAGCAUUUCUCUGAAACGCUAUCCCUCUCCCUGUUUUGCCCUCCCCUUUCUCCCUUAUUUGUCUCCCCACCCCUCCCCUGCUAUAUUUCUUUACUUUCUCUUAUCCCUCACGCUGUAUUUAUUCCUAUUUCCUCAUUGUUUUUUAUUUAAAUUCCAUACUUUCGUUCAUCUACCAAAGCUCUCCUCAUUCAUCAGUACUGUCCUAUAUUUUUCCUUUUCGUUGAUUUCUUUUUAUACUGUUUUGUUUGUAUCUUUCAAAUAACCUGAUUUAAACUUUCACCACCCCCUUUAUCUGUUUUCCUGCAUCAGUCAGUCUGACCCUCCUGCCCCCCCCCCCCUUUCCAGCAGGUUUCUCUAUUGCUUUCAUUAUUGCCUUUUUCUGAUGCCUAGAUUAUUGCAAAAUCUGCUGUUGAACCUGAAUUCCGUAGGAUUUAGUCAGGGAGGGGGAAUGAGGUCUGACUGAAGAUUCCUUUUCCAAUCAAUUAGCACUGUGGCUCUGCUGAAAUAUUACAGAAAGACAGGAGACUGACUGACAGAAUCUGUGCAGGUUUCACGCUGUGAUGUCCUCAAAUGUCGUCAAAGCUGCAUCUCCAUUGGCUAGCGCUGUGACAGGUGCAAUGGAACUUUCUGUGGCUCAGUGGCUUCUCGUGGUCUGUCUUGUGGCUUUUCCUCUCCUCUAUGAAUGGAGUGUCUCCUUCAAAUACUUUUGUAAAAUGGCAUUUUACAAUGGCUGGAUCCUGACACUAGCUAUACUGGCAAUCCCAAUAUGUGCAGUGAGGGGCCGAAAUGUGGAAAAUAUGAAAGUGCUUCAGUUCAUGCUUCUACACAUCAAGUAUCUUUAUGGAAUUAAGAUUGAGGUUCGGGGAUGGGAAAAUUUCAACAUAAAGGAACCUUAUGUGGUUGUGUCAAAUCACCAGAGCUCAUUGGACCUACUUGGGAUGAUGGAGAUCCUGCCUAGUCGUUGUGUGCCAAUCGCUAAACGUGAGCUGAUGUAUGCUGGCACAGCUGGACUGGCUUGCUGGCUGGCGGGUGUCAUCUUUAUAAACCGCAAGAAGACAGACGAUGCUAUAAGCGUCAUGACAGAGGCAGCAGACACUAUGCUGAAAGAGGAUGUUCGUGUCUGGGUUUUUCCUGAAGGCACUAGAAAUCACAGUGGCUCUUUGUUGCCAUUCAAACGGGGAGCAUUUCAUCUGGCUGUACAAGCUCAGGUCCCAGUUAUUCCUGUUGUCAUGUCUUCCUAUAAGGAUUUCUACUGCAAGAAAGAAAAGAAGUUCACUACAGGAAAGUGCACAGUUCGCAUUCUUCCAGGAGUUCACACAAAGGGCCUGUCGUCUGAUGAUGUUCCUGAACUUGCUGACCGUGUACGAGACAUGAUGAUUGAGGCUUUCACUCAAAUAUCAUCUGAGCGUCCAGGCAAAGGGCCUGGGGUGAUGCAUUGACCCCUCCCCAACUUCACUUCUUUUCAUCAUGGGCUGGGGACCCCCUUAGCAAGAGAAAAGGAGGGGCCUCAAUCUUGAAGGAGACUGACUAUACACAACUUAAUAAAACAAUGGAUUGUUUAAAGAAAGAGGACAAAAAGUACAGUGCAAAAAUGAUUCAUCCUACAAAACGAAAGAAUAAUACAGGAGAAGAGAUAAGGAGAGGAAAAUUCCUUAAUGAAGGAAAGAGUGAGCCGCCGAGCAGAAAGGAAGUAUUAUAGAGGGUAUUAUAAGGAGCCCAUUAUAGUGUUAAGGAAAAUAAAUGAUGGGUACUCUGAACAGAAGAUAAACAAGAAAACCCUUUCAAAAGCAGGGAGGCAUUUCAUGUUUUAUUGGAGCAUAAAAUGAAGGGAUCACUGAAGAGUAAGAUGAGAAUGGCAUUUAAAGUGAUACUGACACUAAAAAACUACUUUUUAAAAUAUGAAUGUAAAAGUUACCUAUAGGUCAUGCUGAUUGUUUUUUUUUCUGAGCGGUUUGCUUUUGUAAGUAAUUGUUAGUUGAAGUUCCUAAACCUGACUGUCCCAUCUCAGCCUGACAGUUAAAGUUUUCUAAUGCUAACUGACUCCUGCUGCACAAAUAUGUCAGCGCCCUCAUAGGGAGUCAGAUAGGUCAGAUGUAAAAGCAUUGAGCAAAUACUUUAUGGCAAAAUUAUAAAAAAGCAUGCAAAGUCAAUUUUAUGGUAGAUGUAAAAAAAGGUUCAUUUUCUGGUGUCAGUAUCUCUUUAAGGAAAAGUUUAUUAACCUACAAGAGAACCACAGAAAUAAUUUGGGCUGAAUUUAUUACCUUGUAAAGAGACUUAAAUUGGAAUUGAAAUCAAGAUCAUGCCAUUUCCCAUAAUGAGAAAAAGAACUUACACAGCCAAGCGGAGAUAAUUAUAUAGUAGGAAACAUUCCAUUAAGUACAAACUAAAAUUCUCACUAGUAGGUAGAAGAGAUCGAAUUCUGGUGUAAAACCCUUUAGUUCUAAAACUUCUGUUCAAAGUUUCCUUAGCUAGUAAGUUUAUUAAAGCUAAUAAUUAUUAAUACUAAUGGAAUUCAGGAAUGUUAUAUAUGAACUGGACAUUUUACAUUAACUAGUAACAGGGACAUCUAAGUAAGGGGACCAUAAACAGAAGGCAGUGACGUCAAAGGAGAUCAGAGAAAGAUAGACGUUGGCCAUCUUGUUUAAGAGACAUUCCAUAUGACAAAACAUUAUUUUCUGAAGCAACACAGAAUGCCAUUGUCAAUACUUUAUAAGGGCAGGACUGAAGUAGAGUGAAGAUGUAUCUGUUAAACACUGGCUAAUCAUACUCUCUUCGUCUCUCUCCUUAAUUGACUUGCCAGCCUCAUUGCCUGCUUAUCUCUUGCUCCAGUUCUCUUUCUUUAGACAACAAGUGACCAGUAAGGAAAGGGGGCAGUUAUUCAGGGCAUUUUAAAGUCUUAACUACCCUUAAUAACUGAACUGAACAUCCUUAUAAAAUAUGGACUUGAAAUAAUAAUGGGAAUGUUCUGGGCAAAAAGCAUGAGACUGCUCUGCCCAAAGCGGCUUCUUCUCCUGGACCCUGUGAAGAUGCCAUUCCUUCCCAUGCCCUCAAACUCCUAACACUCCACAGCCACCGACCUGCGGCUUUCACCCUCACCCCUAAUCCCUGUCUUGUGGCCUAAAAUACAUUUUAUUACACUCCACCCCUUUUUGUCCUUUUUGCCUCUUGCUUUCACACUCUCUCUCUGUUAGUACGGGGUGUGGAAGAAUAAAUGUGCCAAUGUAUCUGUAGCUCUUGAUAGGGGGGAAAGAGGUUCAUGUGGGUAUGACGUGGGGUGGGAUAUUUGUGUGGGUGGGAGGGGGCAUAUUAAUAUCUUGUCCUGUAAAUGUGAAAUUAGCAUUGUACAAACUUUUCUGGGUCACUCGUGUGUUGGCUUAUUUUUUAAACUAUUAACUCUACUCAAGUUGGGCAGAUGCUGUUAAAA